Molecule: messenger RNA, 926 nt
Organism: Protobothrops mucrosquamatus (brown spotted pit viper)
Lineage: Eukaryota; Metazoa; Chordata; Lepidosauria; Squamata; Viperidae
Product: DNA-directed RNA polymerase III subunit RPC4-like
Exons: 7
Coding region: 177-926 (249 amino acids)
Biological process (GO): transcription by RNA polymerase III
Cellular component (GO): RNA polymerase III complex
Molecular function (GO): DNA binding
Source: RefSeq, a predicted model, not a curated record
CCUUUGCCCCUAACAUUAUUAGCAGGAAAAUCAAAGAAGAGCCCAAAGAGGACCUUUCUGUCACAAAAGAGAAGAAAGACCGGGAUCGAGAUCGGCAGAGGGAAAGCCAUGGACGAGGCAGAGGGAGGCCAGAAGUUAUUCAGUCUCACUCCAUCUUUGAGCAAGGCCCAGCAGAAAUGAUGAGGAAGAAAGGUACCUGGGAUAAGUCGGUGGAUAUGUCUGAUUUUGGCCCAUCCCACAUCAUCAACAUCAAGAAAGAGAAGAGGGAGACAGAUGAAGAGACUAAGAAGAUUUUGCGCAUGUUGGAGAAAGAUGAUUUCCUGGAUGACCCAGGCUUGAAAAAUGACAUUCGAAACAAGCCAGUUCAGCUGCCCCUGGCACAUUCUGGUUGGCUUUUCAAGGAAGAAGGGGAUGAUCAAGAGGAGAGCAAGCUAUUGAACGCCGGCCAUAAAGAGGAGGAGGAGCUGGAAACAGAUGUAUCUUCGGUGAAAGUGAAAGAAGAACCCCAUGAUGAAGAGGAGACGCCACGUGCCCAGGCUCCAGCACCCACAAAAACCCCUCCUCCCUUCCCUCACGAUGUCUCUCUUGCGGAACUGCUGCCCAGGUUGAGCCUCUCCAAGGAGGAAGAUUUGCUAUUCCUGCAGCUGCCAGACACGCUCCCGGGACAGCCGCCCACACAGGACACUAAGCCGCUGAAAACAGAAGUGCAGAACGAGGAUGGGCAGAUGAUGGUGAUAAAACAGGAGAAGACCCAGGAGGCCAAGGAAGCAGAGAAUACCUGCACCCUGGGGAACCUCUCAGAAGGGCAGGUGGGGAAGUUGCUGAUCCGCAAAUCGGGGAAAGUGCAACUUGUUCUUGGCCAAGUGACUCUUGAUGUAACCACGGGAACACCCUGCUCCUUCCUUCAGGCACUUAAUAGCCCUUAA